This is a messenger RNA of Mytilinidion resinicola, 2068 nucleotides long. Its product is annotated as putative MFS multidrug transporter. Lineage: Eukaryota; Fungi; Ascomycota; Dothideomycetes; Mytilinidiales; Mytilinidiaceae. Bases 50 to 1876 code for a protein of 608 amino acids. Gene Ontology annotation, biological process: transmembrane transport. Gene Ontology annotation, molecular function: transmembrane transporter activity. The transcript is spliced from 2 exons. The record is from RefSeq and is a predicted model, not a curated record.
CACACUGCUCCCUCGACAUCUCUAACCCUGCUAUUGCCAAUUUUUCAUCAUGGUCGGCUUCAACGAGGAAGUCGAGAAGCACGAGCCUUCCGAGGCCUCGUCUGAGAACGGAGUCGCAGCAAACAUCAACAACAACCCCGAGCUCGCCGCUGCUGCCACCGGCCAGCAGCACCUCGAGAAGGUCGGCACCUACGACAAAAUCGAGAUCACCGAGGAGGACUGCUACGACGAGCUUGGCUUCUCGUUCCCAACCUGGAAGAAAUGGACCAUCCUCACCGUCGUCUUCUGGGUGCAAGUGUCUAUGAACUUCAACACUAGUCUCUACUCCAACGCCGUCGGCGGCAUCUCUAAAGAAUUCGGUGUCAGCGAGCAAGCCGCCCGUCUCGGUGCCGCUCUUUUCCUGAUCCUCUACGCUUUCGGAUGCGAGCUGUGGGCGCCCUGGAGUGAAGAGCUGGGCCGAUGGCCAAUCAUGCAGUGCAGUCUGAUGCUCGUGAACAUCUGGCAACUCCCCGUUGCUCUCGCAAAGAACUACGGCACCAUCCUCGCCGGCCGUGUCCUCGGUGGUCUGUCCUCCGCUGGUGGCUCCGUCACCCUCGGAAUGGUGGCCGAUAUGUGGGAUUCUGACAACCAACAAUACGCUGUCGCAUACGUCGUCUUCUCCUCCGUCGGUGGAUCCGUGCUCGGACCUGUCGUUGGUGGUUUCGUUGAGGCAUACUGCAGCUGGCGCUGGUGCAUCUGGGUGCAGCUGAUCUUCGGCGGUGUCGUCCAGGCGUCUCAUUUCUUCCUUGUCCCCGAGACCCGCACGACCAUCAUGAUGGACAGAAUCGCAAAGAAGCGCCGUGCUGAGGGCGAGAAGAACGGCAAAGAAGUGAACAUCUGGGGCCCGAACGAACUCGUCCCCUUCAGAGACCGCUUCUCCGCCAAGGAGGUCGUGAUUACUUGGAUCCGACCCUUCAAGAUGUUCCUUACCGAACCCAUCGUCCUAGUCCUCUCCCUCCUCUCCGGUUUCUCCGAUGCCCUUAUCUUCAUGUUCCUGCAAUCCUUCUCCCUCGUCUACAAGCAGUGGAACUUCACCACAGUUGAGCUUGGCCUAGCCUUCAUCCCUAUUGGCAUAGGCUACUUCCUCGCCUGGUUCUCAUUCUUCCCCGCCAUUAAGCGAAACAUCAAGGAGCGCGCCAACAAGCCAGACGACGAGCGCGCCCAGUACGAGUCCCGCCUCACGUGGCUUCUCUACACCGCCCCCUGCCUUCCCAUCGGCCUCAUCGGUUUCGCCUGGACUUCCCUGCCCCAGUGCCACUGGAUCGGCACCAUGAUCUUCUCCGCCAUCAUCGGUAUCGCCAACUACUCCAUCUACAUGGCUACGAUCGACUACAUGAUCUGCGCCUACGGCCCCUACUCCGCCUCCGCGACCGGUGGCAACGGCUGGUCCCGCGAUUUCCUAGCAGGUGUGCUGACCCUCCCUGCCACUCCGUUCUAUUCAAACAUCGGCGGCAAGGACCACCUCGAGUACGCCUCCACGAUCCUCUUCUGCAUCGCCUUCUGCCUCGUCGCAGCCGUCUACGUCAUCUACUGGAAGGGCCCCGCGCUCCGCAAACGCAGCCCCUUCGCCCAGCAGCUCAGCGCCGCCCGCGAGGCCGGUGGCCGCCGCAUCAGCUCGAUCCCGGGCUUGUACGGCUCCAACUACGGCAGUCGCAAUGCGAGUCGCGCGGCGAGUAUUGCGAGUGGCAGCCGUGGCCCGAGUCGCCGGGGCAGCUUUAUCCCUUCACAUUCCGGGCGCCCGUCAGCGGGUAGCAGGCAGCAGAGCCAUGCGCAGAUGGCAAAGAGGGUGGAGCAGGCGAAUAAGCAUCUGCGGGAGGAGCAGGUGGCUGAGCCGUAGAUGGGUGGUUACAUACAUGUAAGGCUGUGAGAUCUAGGGAUUGGAGAUGUGGACGGAGUUAGAUCUCAUUUGAUGAUUUUCUUUUCCUCUUGCAUUGCAUAGGGAGUUUGCGAAUGAUAGACAGAUUUUCUUUGAUACCCUCGUUCGGAUUCGGAUGGAAUGAGGAUGUAUAGUAGGACAGGCAUACAUGGU